AUGUCCCGACACCGUGUCAAGGCCGUGAGCUACGACGACGAUUACGACGACUACGACGAUGGAUACGACUCCCAAGACCCAGAAGAGCGUGAACUUCUCGAGCAAUGUACUCGCGAGGUGCAGAGUCAGCUAGCUGCGGGGGACCCGCCUGUGAGCGCGACUCGCGACGAGGUUCAGGAAGCGCUGUGGCAUUAUUACAACGACGUCGACAAGUCGGUGAACUAUCUGAGGGGCAAAAAAACGAAGGAGGCCGACAAGAAGGCCGCUACGGUAAAGGCGAAAGUCAGCACAGUGCCAGCAUAUCCCAUACCUCCUACUACUACGCCCUCACAUCCUCACUUCUCUGCGGCUGAGUUCUUUCGUGACUCUCCCUGGCUUAAUAUACCUGCGAACCGGAAGGCGGAUAUUCUCAUCGAACCGCUGUACCCUCGACUUGGACUUCUAGGUGGAGCACCGGAGAACGGUGGGGGGAAGGUGUCUAAACUAGCUGCUUUGGCAGCAGCACGGAAGAGAAAAGAAGGCGACAAGGCCCCAGCAUCUACACCGGGACAUGAUAUUCAAUCUGCAAACGAAGCCAAAGGAGCUCCUUUGUCACUCCGGGAGAGACUUGCGAGUAAACAAGUCAAACAAGAGAGUUCGCCUUCGCUACAAAGUUUGAAGCGACAAUCGCCGCCGCAGGAGAAGUCGCCUGAGCCAAAGCCAACCAUCCCAGCGGCUACUAGCCUGGAGGACGCUGUGAAAGACCUUCAGAUCGAGGAUAAACAGCGACUAGACGAGGAGAAAGAGGAGCCACCUGCGGUCAAUAUACGCGCUCCGCCUUCAACCUUUGCCGCCACCAUAGUUGGAGAUGACACGCGCCCGAAGUUGACCGAGCCCAGCCACCUGUUUACGGACACCCUGGAUCUAAUGAAAAUCUACGGCCAAGACCUCGCUGAACCAUUUGACUUUGCAGGACCCAGUCCGGACGAUGUAGUUUUGAACGCCCAGAGUUCCGCUAAAGGCUUCAAGUCGAAACAACCUGCCGCGAAGCCACAAGGGGACAAGAAAGCGGCGGGUUUGGCGGGUGAUAUGAGUAACCUCAGCGUCACCGAAAAGGUUAACGUAAAAAGCAAAAAUCUGGAUGUGCUCUCGGAGUACAAGAAAGCCAAGCGGAAGAAUGCCAUGAACUUUGUGGUUAUCGGCCACGUUGAUGCUGGAAAGAGCACUCUCAUGGGACGCCUACUAGCGGAUUUGAAAGCCAUUGACCAGCGGACACUCGACAAGUAUCGAAGGGAGGCAGAGAAGAUAGGAAAAGGGUCCUUUGCCCUGGCGUGGGUGUUGGAUCAAGGCUCUGAGGAAAGAGCGAGGGGUGUGACCAUCGACAUUGCGACAAGCAAGUUCGAAACUGAGAAGACCGUUUUUACCAUCGUGGAUUCUCCGGGUCAUAGGGAUUUCGUUCCGAACAUGAUUGCUGGGGCUAGUCAGGCCGAUUUUGCGGUGCUUGUUAUCGAUUCCAGCAUAGGGAACUACGAAUCAGGGCUGAAAGGCCAGACUAAGGAGCAUGCUUUACUCGUCCGCAGCAUGGGCGUUCAGAGGAUCAUUGUUGCCGUGAACAAGAUGGACACUGUACAGUGGGACUAUGGACGAUUCGAGGAGAUCGAGCAGCAGGUCUCGGCAUUCUUGAUCACUGCUGGGUUCCAAGCGAAAAACAUCUCUUUCGUGCCUUGUUCUGGAGUCAAUGGGGACAAUAUCACUAGACGAAGCGAGGAUCCAAACGUGUCUUGGUACACUGGACGUACCCUUGUGGAAGAGCUCGAGACAAGUGAACCGUACUCCCACGCUGUCGACAAGCCCUUACGGAUGACAAUUGGCGACGUGUUCCGAGGCAGCAUACAAAAUCCACUGUCAAUAUCCGGCCGAAUCGAUGCAGGCAGUCUACAAAUAGGUGACCAGGUUCUCACUAUGCCGAGUGGGGAGAGCGCAACUAUCCGGAGUCUAGAGAUCGACGGGGAACCUAAUGACUGGGCUGUUGCUGGUCAAAACGUUGUCCUGAACCUGGCCAACAUCGACCCGAUUCAUCUUCGCUCCGGUGAUGUUGUAUGUCACGCAACCGCACCUAUCACCAACGUUACUUCAUUUACAUGCAAGGUACUUGCAUUUGACCAUCUUCUUCCCAGUGCGGUCGACAUCCAUCGGGGGCGACUGCACGUCCCUGGCCGGAUUGGCAAGCUGGUUGCCACGCUGGAUAAAGGGUCUGGUAACGUCCUCAAGAAGAAGCCGAAGAUCGUUCAGCCGGGAAGUGUGGCGCGGAUUGUUAUAGAGUUAGACCAGGCGGUACCUCUAGAGGCGCCCACUCGGGUUGUUUUGCGAGCUGGUGGUGAUACAGUGGCUGCUGGGUUGUUAGAGUAA
Messenger RNA from Aspergillus mulundensis, 2388 nucleotides. RefSeq names its product putative translation elongation factor EF-1 subunit. The record is from RefSeq and is a predicted model, not a curated record. Gene Ontology annotation, biological process: translation. The coding region runs from base 1 to 2388 and encodes 795 amino acids. Lineage: Eukaryota; Fungi; Ascomycota; Eurotiomycetes; Eurotiales; Aspergillaceae. Gene Ontology annotation, molecular function: GTPase activity; GTP binding. The transcript is spliced from 5 exons.